Messenger RNA from Symbiodinium pilosum, 469 nucleotides. NCBI's taxonomy places the organism in Eukaryota, Dinophyceae, Suessiales, Symbiodiniaceae. The record is from the annotation of a GenBank genome assembly.
GUACAGCUUGCAAGUCACAGUGCCCAAAGACUCGCCGGCCUACCACUGGACCCCGACCUACUGGCAGACCAAGCGACUGGAGUGGAUGCAGAAGAGCGGUGGAGCUCAAAUCUCACUCUCCCAUGGAGGAGCUUUCUCCGAACCGCAGCCGGAGGAUGAUCCGGUUGAACUGAUUUACAUCUUCCCAAGGGAGACGGAGAAAGGGCGGGGUCAGGAACGACCGGACAUGAGGCAUCGAAACUGGGCAAAGGACCUGAUCGACCAUGAAGUCCUGGGCAAGCCUUUGUCGUACGCGCAGCAGGCCGACGAGCCCGAAAGGUACGUUGCGCCACUGCUGCAGCGUGUACUGGACUUUGUGAAGCGCAGUGGCGGAGAAGUACCGAUCCCUACUGUGCUGAAGAUGUUUGGCAAGGAGCUCACGGGAGAGAACGGCCAGACCAAUGUGCAGCGAAUUCGGUUCCUUGCAUGG